Molecule: messenger RNA, 4581 nt
Organism: Cuscuta epithymum
Lineage: Eukaryota; Viridiplantae; Streptophyta; Magnoliopsida; Solanales; Convolvulaceae
Source: the annotation of a GenBank genome assembly
AUUAUUAUUAUUAUUAUUAUUAUUAUUAUUAUUAUUAUUAUUAUUAUUAUUAUUAUUAUUAUUAUUAUUAUUAUUAUUAUUAUUAUCAUUAUUAUCAUCAUCAUCAUCAUUAUUAUUAUAAUAUGGUAAUUAUAUUAAUACAUUUACUAUUUUAUAUUAAUAUAUUAUUAUUACUAUUAUUACUAUUAUUAUAUUACUAAUGUAUUAUAUUAUUAUUAAAAUAUAAUAAUAAUAAUAAUAUUUAUAUUAUUAAUAUUAUUAUUAUUAUACUAUUAUUAUUAUUAUAUUAUUAUUAUAUUAAUAUAUUAUUAAUAAUAAUUAUAAUAUUUUAAUUAUAAUAGUAAUAAUAAUAAUUAAUAUAAAAAUAAAAGUGAUAAAUCAUGUUUGAAUUUUUCUGAGCUGAUCUGAAUGUUUCUGAUCUGAUCUGAUCUGAAUAUUUCUGAUCUGAUCUGAUCUGAUCUGAAUGUUUCUGAUUUGAUAUGAAUUUUUCUGAUCUGAUCUGAUCUGAAUAAAAUAAGAAUAAGGAAUAAGUAAUAAGAUUAAGACAAACAGAACAGCUUCUAAAUGUCUUAACUACCCUUCACUACCCACCCACUUUUUACAUUUGAGUGCAUAUGAUUAAUUCCCCCCAAAAGGCAAAGGGCAUGCAAGACAUUUGUUCUUCUAUUAAUUGAACUCAUAAAUAUUGUGCCAAAAGCAAACGGUCAAGUUCUAUCCGGGAAGGGGGAGUACUACGUAGUACUCCGUACUUAACAUAAUAUUUGCUGUCAACUUGGGCAAUUGGAAGCUCUGUUAAUUCACUUCCUUCUUCUUCUUCUUCCCACAUUACUCCAUUUCCAAUUUGUAAACCCACAGUCAAGAGAAAUUCUCGAUCUUCACCCUCGCGUCAUAUUUGCUGCAAUCUUCGUCAAGUCCUAAAUCGAAUUGAGGCGGUAAAAAACACACAAAAAGUCACAGAGGCCAUGAAAUUGGUGGCCGCCGCAAAGGUUCGGAGAGCUCAAGAGGCUGCCGUCAGUUCUAGACCCUUUGCCGAGGCCCUUGUUGAGGUUCUGUACAACAUGAACGAGCAGCUCCGGGGGGAAGACGUCGAAGUCCCUUUAACAGCCGUUCGUCCUGUGAAAAAAAUUGCGCUGAUUGUCGUCACCGGUGAUAGAGGCCUAUGUGGAGGUUUCAACAAUGCCAUCCUGAAGAAAGCCGAGAUUCGUAUAAAGGAAGUGGCGGAUCUUGGCUUGGAUUGCACCAUAAUAAGUGUUGGGAAAAAGGGGAAUUCUUAUUUUUUUAAACGGAGGGAGGACAAAACAGUGGAUAGUUAUGUGGAAGGAGGGAAAUUUCCAACCAUAAAGGAUGCACAAGUAAUAGCAAACAAUGUUUUCUCUUUAUUUGUGAGUGAAGAGGUUGAUAAGGUGGAGCUGUUGUAUACAAAGUUUGUGUCUUUGAUCAAGUCUGAGCCUAUAAUUCACACUUUGCUUCCAUUGUCCAAAAAGGGAGAGGUUCGAGACGUGAAUGGGAAGAGCAUUGAUGUGGAGGGGGAUGAGUUCUUUAGGUUGAGCACAAAGGAGGGGAAACUAACAGUGGAGAGGGACCAUCAUAGGAAUAAUGAAAACAGAAAAGGGUUUUCGCCUUAUAUGUAGUUUGAGCAAGACCCUGCACAGAUUCUUGAUGCAUUGAUGCCUCUUUACUUGAACAGUCAAAUUUUGAAGGCGCUUCAAGAGUCAUUUGCAAGCGAGCUUUCAUCAAGGAUGAACGCAAUGAGUAAUGCCACUGAUAAUGCUAUCGAGCUGAAUAGGAACCUCUCCAUUGCUUAUAACCGGCAGAGCCAGGCUAAGAUCACUGGUGAUAUAUUGGAGAUUGUUUCUGGAGCAGAGGCUUCCCUUACAUAGGGGUAUUGUUUAGCUUUCGAUCUUCAUUGUUUUUGCAUGAGUAAUAUUUUGAGUUGAUCAGCAGGUAAUUUAUUUGCCAAUGGAUUAUAGCUGUAGUAGAAUAUUCUGAAGUAUAACUUGUAGGGGUUUCCUAUAACAUUACUUAAAUAAAAUCAAUGGUCCCUGCGCAUUACAAAUGCCACAUUUUUGUGCAUGACAUUUUUUACUAUUCCCUAUGCUUUCUUGAUUUUGAGUUAAACCCCAAAUUCCCAAAAGUAGAACAAUUGAAAGCAAAGUCCACAAGUUUUAAACUGAUUUUCACUUGGAAAGCAAUAAGAAAGUAAGAAAGUAGCUUAGAUAUUGUGUGUAAUGUGCCAGGUUUGAAUUUGAUUUAAAAAAAUGGUGCAUCGCAUUAGAGUUUAAUAAUGAAUGGAAAUACUAAUAUGGAACACAUAUGAAGCACAUUAUAUUGUGGCACUACUGUUGUAUACUUGUAUGAUGUAAAAUUCCUAUCAAUGGCAGUUUGCUACACAUCAUAUCCACACAUGCAUUGCACUUAGAAACAGUAAAUUAGGCACCCGUUGAGUUUUCUGUUUCCACUCAAAAUAGUAAAAUAUCAUUGGGAAAAUAUCUGAAAAACUUCUCUGGAUCACCAUAAAAAACUAAAAAGAAUGUUGAAUAACAAAAAUGGGCAUGUUUUAGAAAUAUUUUCCAGACAAAUUUGAUUAUUUGUUCUGAGUUUCACACUUGCAAGACAUCUUAAUUCACUCUAUAUUGAAUAGAUAUAAAGAUAUGAGCUCACAUUUUAGAAACUGAUAAGAAUUUAUAUAGUUGGUUUCACAACCAUAAAAAAUACUAACAAAUGUAUUACUAAGUAUCCUAAAAAGAUCAUCAUGUUUUAAUAAAACUCAACUACUAUGAAUGAAGUGGUGGAAUCUAGUAAAGAUGCCAAAGUUGUGGGUGAAAGAAAUGAAUAAUGUCAAAACCAGUUGUGCAGAUUCGAAUUCAAAGGGCUAGGGAAAGAUAGAGCUAAAUAGUCUUUUUUGGUUGCUUCCAUUUCAAUGGCUUUGCUCUCAGUCCAAAGUUUAAAGUGGCUUUAAGUCUUAUCCGCCAAAAAGAGACAUCACUUCUAGUAUUCUAUAGUGCUGUCUAUUGUUCUAAUGGUCCAACUUUAUUUUGUCAAUUACUAUGCUUAUUUGGAUUCGCAAAUAUUGGCCAUUAAAAGUUAAUUUUGAUUUAGAAAAGAAAAGGCAAAAAAACAAACACAUGCACACACUUUUGCACAUUAUUUAUUGAAGAGACUUCGAGGGUCUAAACACAGGGCUACCUUUUUUUCUUGGAAUACUAUGAAUUGAAGAAAGCCUAAUAGGAGGGUUAAGGUAAUCAAGGAGAUCGUCACUGGAAAUGCUGAAGAUUCAACACCUUCAAGCUUUUAUCGAUGAUUCUUUAUGCUUAAUUAAUCAACCAGCUCAAAACUUCUGCUUUACUUCUGUUUAGCAGUGAUUGUCCAGAAUAUCUGAAAAGCCCUUUUGAAUCUGUUUAAGAAAGCUAGCUACAUCAAAUCCUAUUUAGUGCUACUUCAUUAUGUUCUUUGCAUGGUUUUCAUAGUAAAACAUUAUUAUUAAGAAUACCCUUUUCUUUCAUUAACCAAUAAGUAAUGAUGUUUAAACUUUUCUCACAUUUUGUGCAAAAAGAUUCUAGUUUUUUUAAAAUACAAAAAUGCCCCUGUGUGAAAAGUAGAUGUCAGUACUUGAGAGGAGGAAUGGGGGCUGGUUAUACAGCAAAGGUAGCACUGGUUGGACCUCAAUCGGGAGUGAAGAACUUCAAGAAAAAGAUGUAUGGGACUGUUUCCAGCAUGAAAGGGAAAAAGAACUGAGCAGUCCCACUGUCCAACAAGAAUCUGCUGCCUCCAGUUGUGUCCUAAGGCUGAUGCCAACUGCAGCAAAAAUGAUCCCAAGAACAUCCUCCAACCAGAACCCACCACCCACUCAUGAACCCAAAAUCAUUCAACACUCAGCUCCAGUCAUCAUACCUGAUUGGUCAAAAAUAUAUGAAACUGGUUCAAACCAGGUCACUACUUACACCCCACCAUUUCUGGGUGAUAAUUAUGAUCAUAGUAGCCAAGCCGAGGAUGAAGGUUGUGGAUUCGUUAGGGGCGGUUGGGAUAGUGGCGGACUACUGGCGGUGAAGACGAAAAAGAAGAUGAUGAAUUUGAUGAUGGCCUGAUACUGCCACCACAUGAAUGGCUUGGUAGGAGGAAGAUUUCAGGAAGCAAGAUAUUUUCUGUCUCGGUGUGUGAAGGUGCUGGGACGACCUUGAAGUGGAGAGAUCUGAGCAGACUUAGAAAUGCAGUAUGGACCAAAACUGAUUUUCUUGAAUUAUAACAGUAUAGGACAUUAUUUAUUUAUACCUUUUGUGAUUGCAUACUAGUGAUGUUAAAUGUAGAAUUUGGUCCUCUGAAAACCUGGCAAGGGGUCUGUGUUAGUUUUUCAUCCCCCAAGGUUGGAAUUUCCCAUAUAUGCUUAACACCAUGACUCAUUCAAAAUCAACAGCAAUACGUUCAAUUCCAGAAAAAAUAGUGUGACUGCAAAUUUUGUUUCAUUCUGGGUUGGAAGAAAAUGCAUAGUGGUGGACUUAUGGGUGCCAUAUUUUUAGCUUUUCUGUUCAAGUACUUCGUAUAAUGUAAAACAUUGAUAAAUAUUUAAGAUCUUAACUUUGUGUA